Messenger RNA from Lathyrus sativus (Indian pea), 1668 nucleotides. The record is from the annotation of a GenBank genome assembly. NCBI's taxonomy places the organism in Eukaryota, Viridiplantae, Streptophyta, Magnoliopsida, Fabales, Fabaceae.
AUGCAGUCGUCAGUUCUAGUUCUCAAGGACUCUUUGAAACGUGAGUCUGGAACUAAGGUGCAUCAUGCUAAUAUUCAGGCGUCAAAGGCUGUUGCUGAUAUAAUCCGUACAACCUUGGGACCCAGGUCCAUGCUAAAGAUGCUUCUUGAUGCUUCUGGAGGAAUUGUGGUGACUAAUGAUGGAAAUGCUAUCUUACGGGAAUUGGAUAUUGCUCACCCAGCUGCCAAGUCUAUGAUUGAAUUAAGUCGCACCCAAGACGAAGAAGUAGGAGAUGGAACCACAUCUGUCAUCAUUCUUGCUGGUGAGAUGCUCCAUGUUGCCGAAGCGUUCAUUGACAAAAACUACCACCCUACCGUUAUUUGCCGAGCAUAUAACAAAGCUUUGGAGGAUGCUAUCGCUGCCAUUGACAAAAUUGCAAUGCCUAUUGAUGUUCAGGAUCGAGGUCAAAUGCUGGGGCUUGUGAAAAGCUGCAUAGGCACCAAAUUCACCAGUCAAUUUGGGGAUUUAAUUGCUGAUUUAGCCAUUGAUGCUACUACAACAGUGGGUGUUGAUAUUGGCCAAGGUUUAAGAGAUGUAGAUAUUAAAAAUUAUAUCAAGGUUGAGAAGGUCCCUGGCGCUCAACUUGAGGAUUCGAGAGUUCUUAAGGGAGUUAUGAUAAACAAAGAUGUGGUUGCCCCUGGCAAAAUGAGGAGAAAGAUUGUUAACCCACGUAUCAUUCUCCUCGAUUGUCCUCUAGAGUAUAAAAAGGGUGAAAACCAAACAAAUGCUGAACUGCUUAAAGAAGAAGACUGGAGCCUGUUAUUGAAGUUGGAGGAAGAAUACAUCGAGGGGCUCUGCGCGCAGAUAUUGAAGUUCAACCCAGACUUGGUAGUAACAGAGAAGGGUCUCAGUGAUUUGGCAUGCCAUUAUCUGAGCAAGAAUGGAGUGAGUGCAAUCAGAAGACUGAGGAAAACAGAUAAUAAUCGAAUUGCCAAGGCAAGCGGCGCUGUUAUUGUCAACAGACCAGAUGAAUUGCAGGAGUCUGAUGUUGGUACUGGUGCAGGAUUAUUUGAAGUUAAGAAAAUUGGAGACGAGUACUUUGCUUUCAUUGUUGAUUGCAAAGAACCCAAAGCUUGUACUGUAUUAUUACGAGGUGCCAGUAAGGAUCUCUUAAAUGAGGUUGAAAGAAAUCUACAGGAUGCUAUGUCUGUUGCUAGGAACAUAAUAAAAAAUCCAAAACUUGUUCCUGGAGGUGGUGCUACAGAGAUGACCGUGUCAGCUGCUCUGAAACAGAAGAGUUCUUCUAUUGAAGGCAUAGAGAAGUGGCCAUAUGAAGCAGCUGCCAUUGCUUUUGAAGCUAUUCCACGUACUCUGGCACAAAAUUGUGGAGUAAAUGUCAUCCGGACAAUGACUGCACUACAAGGAAAACAUGCAAAUGGAGAAAAUGCAUGGAUUGGUAUAGAUGGAAAUACUGGUGCCAUUGCUGACAUGAAAGAGCACAAGAUCUGGGAUGCCUAUAAUGUUAAGGCACAAACAUUCAAGACUGCCAUUGAAGCUGCAUGCAUGCUUCUGAGGAUUGAUGAUAUAGUGAGUGGUAUCAAGAAGACGCAAGCCCCUGGAGCAGGCCCUUCAAAGCCUAAAAUUGAGACCGAGGGAGAUGCUGAUGGCGAGCAAAUCCUCCCCGACUAA